AUGAGCUCCUACUCCAGCCUGCGUCUCACGCCCUCGAAUUCGCCGUACAUCCCUUUCGCACGAUCACCCACUCCACGAUCACCGACCAAGUCCGGACGCCAGGAAGAGCCCGGAUUGCAGCUGCAAAAGGUCAUUGGAACAACCACCGCCUCGGCCAAUGCCUUUGACUGUCUCCCCGCAGCCGGCAAGUUUGCCUUCACGGCGGGCUCGGCGGCAGUGCUGGCAACAGUGAAUGAUGAGCUGGAUGUAAUACAGCAUUUCUUUCGCGCAAAUCCCAGCUCGGCGGCACGGGACACGGCCAAUGGAUGGCCAAUUACGCCCACGCCGGGUGAUUCUCGAAACAGAGCGCUCGGGCAUGUCAAAGACCAGACAUACUCCACUUCUCCCAACAAUGCGGCGUCUGUUCGAGAUUGGUCAGAGUCGAACAGGUCUCUCACGGCCAAGGACCGUGUCAAAGCAGCCACAUCGGUCGCAAUCAGUCCCAAUGGGAAGUGGAUUGCCCUUGGUGAGACUGGAUACAGGCCAAGGAUUUUGCUAUUUUCUGCCAGAGAUGGCUCCUCGGAAACCCCAGCUUCUACUGUGGCGGAGCAUACAUUUGGGGUCCACGCUCUCAGCUUCAGUCCUGAUAGCUCAAGGCUGGCUUCUCUGGGGACUGUCAACGAUGGAUUUUUGUAUGUGUGGAGCGUAGACGCAGGAGGGGCGAUGAACCUGUUUGCGAGCAACAAAUGCACGACGCUGAUACAUGCCAUGUCUUGGAUGGGCAAGAGCGUCGUCACCGCCGGGCUUCGCUUCGUCAAAGUCUGGCGUCCUGACGAAGAUUCAAUCUUGGAGCCACGCGAUAACAGUCGCAGUACUUUAAUAACCCCGCGCCCAAAGCUGGAGGGAAGAAAUUCUGAUUAUGGCAACAGCAUUCUCACUCCCAAGCAUCGUGUUCUAGCAGGGAAGAACAGCUUGCUUGGAGAUUUACUGGACGCUACGUUUAUCUCGGUCGUUCCAAUCUCCGAGACGAAAGCUCUUGUCAGUGCAGAAAGUGGCGAGGUUUGCUUGCUUGACGAUAGCGAUCGGAUGCAAGUUAUGACGCUUGCAAUCCAUGCGGGCAUGCGCAUCACCUCCGCUCGUGUGGACGACAAGGGCGUGUUUCAUGCAGUCGGCCCUGAUUGCCAAACUGCAUCGUUUCUCGUGUCUGAACUCGAGAAAUGUGUGCCUGCGAGACCCACGAGUCGCCGACAGUCGGGGACAACCAGUAAGCUUUCCACGUAUGGUGGUACCACAGUCGUGGCAAUCGCCACUGUUGGCACCGCAAUUGUCGAGAUCAAUUCGGAUCGUGGUAUCAGGUUAUCAAAGCCUGACCCGGAUACAAGCGUGGAUGGAAGCAUGCAGCGCCGUCGACUCCCCGCUCAUGGAGACGCGGUCCUGGGCGUGCGGACGAUAGAAUCCUCUACGUUGCCCAGAGCCGCCUUUUUUACAUUCUCUGGCAAUGGCACAGUGCAUUUCUGGGAUAUGGAUGGGGUAUCGGUUGGUGGAAUCGCCGUACCCAUUGAUAACGCCCCUGAAAUGUACGGGAUCCCGAACGAGCUCACAGCCUUGGCGACUAUCGGCGAUGGGACGCUUCUCAUAGCAGGCGACAAGUACGGAAUGGUUUCUCUGGUGGAGAUAAGCACAAGAGUCGUCGUACAGCAAGUUCGUGCGCAUGCUGCCGAGAUACUGGACUUGUUGGCAUUCGAGCGCGAAGGCGCUCAGUUCUUGGCCUCCGCCAGCAGGGAUCGGACGGUGCAGCUCUUCACAUGUCGGAACAAACGGCUGAAGCUCUUACAGACCAUGGACGAACACGCAGGUGCUGUGACAUCUCUUCUUUUGGCGCAGAAUGGAACCCAGUUGCUUUCAUGCUCGGCCGAUCGUACAGUCGUCGUCAGAGAUUCCGUGUUCAGGGAUCAUCUGGACCCAUCCACCUUAGCUUUUGGCAUGUUGCGGUGCAUCACGCUAAAGUCCGCGCCCACCAGUAUGUGCUUGGCCGCCCAGCCCGACUCGAUACUGGUGUCCACGCUGGAUCGCUGCAUUGUGAAAUACAGUACCAAGAGUGGGCAGCCAGGCUUCAGCUUCAAGUGCUCGGACAAUGACGGUGGAGAAGCAGCAGUGAUGUCAAAGGUCCUCUACGCGCCGUCACUGAAUGGCAAUCCUACCAUUGCCUGCGUUUCGAGCAGUGACAAGUCAGUCCGCCUUUAUUCGGAGUAUGGGUCUCUGAUCGCCCGGGACUGGRGUCACACUGAAGGAAUCACUGACAUGGCCAUUGUUAUGCCACGUCUUUCGAAGGACACUGAGACGAUGGACACCCUGUCGCCGCGCAUAGUGACUGUCGCCGCUGACUCUACGAUCUUUCUGUGGGACAGUAAGGUUACGAGCAGUCGAUCACAGGUACAAACAUCCGACAGCGCAAACGAGGGACAAACUACGCCUACGACUACACCGCUUGGCCCGCCACUGAGAAAAGUAAUCUCUCACUCGGAAAUUUCACGAUUUCGUCGCGAGAAACCCGCGUUCGAACAAAAGUCGCCCUCACCGGUUGCGAAUGGCACCCCGACGCACCCACAGUCACCGCCGAAAAUGCGCAAGAAAUCGUCUAGAAUAGCUCUUUCUCAAGCACCGCGUUUAGAACCCGGCACUCGAUCGAAUUACGACACAAUACGGCGUAAAACUGUGAAAAAUAGAUCACCGUCUCCUCAGAGUCCACCGAAUCCGAGCAAAAGGGACGUUAAGCGGCGACCUUCAUUGGGCGUGACUCUACGUUCGAAGAGCAGCGAAAAUAUGCUCAGCACUCCGAAUGCCUCGAACAACAGCUUCGGAUCAUUGACGGGGUCAACCGAGUCUAUGUGUCGCACCUUGCGCACGUACAGGAAGAAGCUGGCGAAUACUCCCACAAGUGAGGUUGUGUCUGCCGACGCCCUGCGUGAGUUGGAGAAGGAGCUCAAGCUCACCGCCAAGAUCCUUGGAGAGAGGUCACACGAAAAGAACAUCAGUGAGGCGGUGUUGGCCAAGUUGCUGGACCAGGCGACGGAAAAGUUUGCGGGGCUUCUCAACGACCAGCUGAAGGGGAAAGGUGACAACAGGGCCUUGACACCUGCCACAAGCCCGUUACCAGAAAUUGAUGAACAUACUAUAAGCUUCGAACGCUCAGAUACCGCCCCCGGGGCUCUAGAGACGCGUGGCAUCGGAUCGUGA
This is a messenger RNA of Ramularia collo-cygni, 3216 nucleotides long. RefSeq lists its product as uncharacterized. Bases 1 to 3216 code for a protein of 1071 amino acids. Gene Ontology annotation, biological process: regulation of mitotic cell cycle; mitotic spindle organization. Gene Ontology annotation, cellular component: mitotic spindle. NCBI's taxonomy places the organism in Eukaryota, Fungi, Ascomycota, Dothideomycetes, Mycosphaerellales, Mycosphaerellaceae. The transcript has a single exon. Gene Ontology annotation, molecular function: protein binding. The record is from RefSeq and is a predicted model, not a curated record.